CAAAGAGCUGCCUGGUUCUCUCGUGUGUAGCCAUUGGGGCAGUCUGCGCAGGCCGCAUAGCUCAGCUGUCUUUGAGAAACCGAUGUCUUCCUCACAGCUCCCGGCCUUCCUGUGGGACAAGGGCACGCUCACCACCACCAUAUCUGAUCCUGCUUACCUAGUAAAGCUUCUCUUCUUCUUUGCACUCCUGAUGCCCCUAGUCACUCUACUCAUCCUGGUCUGGAAAGUGACCAAAGACAAAGGCAACAAGAACAGAGGGCCAGAUCCAAGAAAGGAGGAAACUCUGCUGGCAUGAAGAUGGACAGUCCCUGCUGAGGACUCCAUUGAGGGGAAGACCCGGAGGCUCAGGAGGCUGGGCCGUCCGGGAGCCUUCUCAGAGCUGGAGCCUGGGGAGGAAGAACUGCUCUGUCCCCACAGGCCCCCAGGGCCGAAGCUCCCCCGCCUCCUCCCUCCUCCACCACCACGUCCGCUGUAAUUCUCGCUCAUCUGGCUUUUCCCUGGCUGGUCCAGGCGGCCGGGUUUGAAUGUCUUCUCUCUGUGGGUCUUCUCGACUGACAUUAUAAAUGGCUCUUGAUUUCUGCAUUAAUGGAGGAAAGAAACAAACACGUGGAGGAUUAAAAAAUUGAUUACAAACCCUAAAUUUUCCUUUCUGAAUUGGGCAUGUGUUGACUCUGGGAUAUUGAAAUUAUUGGGAGCUCACAGCAUCUCCGAUAUAUAAUGAUGCUAUACCAGAAGCU
Molecule: messenger RNA, 737 nt
Organism: Mirounga angustirostris (Northern elephant seal)
Lineage: Eukaryota; Metazoa; Chordata; Mammalia; Carnivora; Phocidae
Gene: SMIM42
Product: small integral membrane protein 42
Exons: 1
Coding region: 83-295 (70 amino acids)
Source: RefSeq, a predicted model, not a curated record